This is a messenger RNA of Xyrauchen texanus (razorback sucker), 2960 nucleotides long. It is a transcript of the gene creb1a, whose product is annotated as cAMP responsive element binding protein 1a. Gene Ontology annotation, molecular function: cAMP response element binding; protein binding; DNA-binding transcription factor activity, RNA polymerase II-specific. The coding region runs from base 290 to 1240 and encodes 316 amino acids. The transcript is spliced from 8 exons. NCBI's taxonomy places the organism in Eukaryota, Metazoa, Chordata, Actinopteri, Cypriniformes, Catostomidae. Gene Ontology annotation, biological process: regulation of transcription by RNA polymerase II. The record is from RefSeq and is a predicted model, not a curated record. Gene Ontology annotation, cellular component: ATF4-CREB1 transcription factor complex; nucleus.
GCACUUCACGCAUGCGCAGAUAUAUGAGCAAGGCGCGAGAGCUCGUCUAAACCCGACUCUGUUCGUCCACUUUUCGUCCAUCUUCGUCCUUACUUCGGCACGUUCCGGCUCAGUUUCGGAUCUUGUCGAUCGUGAAUUAGAGCUGUAUUCGUCCCCUUCGUUUUGUGUUGUUGUCCUCGGUGACGCGACGGAGGUGUAGCCUGACGCGGUCUCUUACGUGUCGGACUAAAUAAAAGUGGAGCUCCGGAGGCCUGGGAGUGACGAGGCGAGUCUGUGUCGGGCUAUCUUAAUGAAGAUGGAGGAAGUCCAGCAGGGCGGCGACACUGCAGUCUCAGAGACAGACACUCAGCAGAUUGCUACUUUAGCACAGGUUUCCAUGGCAGGAGUACAGGCUUCAGGCACUGGGCCCACAGUGACCUUUGUGCAGCUGCCUAAUGGGCAAACAGUGCAAGUUCAUGGGGUCAUCCAGGCAGCCCAGCCCUCUGUCAUACAAUCCCCACAGGUUCAAACAGUACAAAUUUCUACCAUUGCUGAGAGUGAUGAUUCACAAGAGUCAGUGGACAGUGUGACGGAUUCCCAGAAAAGGAGAGAGAUCCUGUCCAGACGGCCCUCAUACAGAAAGAUCCUGAAUGACCUGUCAUCAGAUUCUCCAGCAGUCCCGCGAAUAGAAGAGGAGAAAUCAGAAGAGGAUUCUGCCCCAGCCAUAACCACAGUUACCGUGCCAACGCCAAUCUACCAAACAAGUAGUGGGCAGUACAUUGCUAUCACUCAGGGUGGAGCGAUCCAGUUAGCCAAUAAUGGAACAGAUGGAGUACAAGGGCUGCAGACCCUGACCAUGACCAACGCAGCAGGAGCUCAGCCCAGCACCACCAUCCUGCAGUACGCACAAACCAGUGAUGGCCAGCAGAUACUAGUGCCCAGCAAUCAAGUGGUCGUGCAAGCGGCCUCAGGAGACGUUCAAGCAUAUCAGAUCCGCACCACUGCUGCCAGCACCAUCGCACCAGGAGUGGUCAUGGCCUCCUCUCCUGCUCUGCCUAGUCAGGGAGGAACUGAGGAAGUCACACGUAAGAGGGAGGUUCGUCUUAUGAAGAACAGGGAGGCAGCACGGGAAUGUCGCAGGAAAAAGAAAGAAUAUGUUAAAUGUCUGGAAAACAGAGUGGCUGUGUUGGAGAAUCAGAACAAAACACUCAUCGAGGAGCUCAAAGCGCUUAAGGACCUUUACUGUCACAAAUCUGAAUAAUUACUCUCACUCAUUUACACGCUGAACUGAUUUCUUAUGGUGCCUCAAGAGAUAGAGACUCAUAAAAUACAACAGGCACCCACAGCAUCUCUAUUUCUCUUUCAUUUUUUUUUUUUUUUAUAUAUGUUAUUGUCUGUAAAAGUCAGUUAUCAGGAAUACUUUGUGUAAAAGUGUAAACUUUUUUUUUUCCCAUUUUCUCUUCAAGAUAAAGAGAGUUGGUUUCUCUAAGAAAAGAAAAGAUGAUUUGCAAGGUACAGUUUGGUUACCAACAAGUUGCCCUACUUAAGGUGCGUUCUGAACCAUAUAAAAGCAACUUUCAGCUGCAGCCGUGACAGGGAAUUAAUGUUUGUGUGGGUUUUUUCAUGGAAACAGCUCAGGGUGCUGCUUCUGAGACCUGCUCCUGUCAUUCUGAGGCUUUGAAAGACGUUCCCACAUUGCACCAGUUGUUUAUGGUGCCGCCUACAAGCAUGAUUAAAGAGGGAUGAAUUUUUCACUUUUGCAGCAUGGGUCUUUAAUGAUUGAGAUUAAAUCAACUGUGCCCACUCCUGUUGCUUUACUGCUUUUGUUACUAAUACAGAUAUACUUUUUUUGUUAUUUUGUUUUUGUUAUGAAGAAAACAUGCAGAUAAAUAUAUAUUCCUCUGUUAUGACUUGGGAUUGAUAUACAAUGCGCAAUUGUCUACUUUUUUAAAGCAGUGUUGCUUUUGUUACAAAAUUAAGUGAUAAAUGGAAAAACCUGGACACCUUUGUUAACAAAAACAAGUGUGAUCCUUUCAAAACAUGAAAUGAUAACGUUUAAAAUGUUGUAAAGCAAAUGAAAUAUUCUAUGUGAUUUUCAGUGAGCAUUGAUAGUCAGGCAUAAGAAAAUAAUUUUUAAACUUGUAAGUGUGCUUAUAUUGUAAUAUAUUGAAAUUUCUUCAUCUAUGCCAGACUUUACAAGCCUUUCUGGUGCCAUCUACACUGAUCAGAGACAAGAUGUGUUUUCCCUUAUAAUAAUUUAAAUAAGGUUUUAUAUAUAUAUAUAUAUAUAUAUAUAUAUAUAUAUAUAUAUAUAUAUAUAUAUAUAUAUAUAUAUAUAAUAACUAAUCUAUGAUCAGUGUAAGAGGUUGUUUUCUUUUUUGUGUUUUUCUUUCUUAUUUUUUAUUUUUUUUUAAAGCCAGAGCUCGUGUGUUCCACAUUGCUAUGAUGUUGUUAUUAUCCUCUUCUGUCCUUUGCCAUAACAUGUAGCUAUCGAUAAAAUACAUGACAUGUUAUUUUUAAAUCUUUUUUUGUUAAAUAUUUACUGAAUACUUUUGAUUAUAUAUUGUAUUUUUAAGUCAAGUUGCUUAUGUGUAACCUAAAUCGGUUAAAAAGCAUUCUGGAAUAAUCUUUCGUUAACAAUUAUAUAUUUGGCAGCUGUUUAUAAUCUAAUGUGUUGAGGUAUUUUUUAUUUUUCAGAGUUUAUCGUAAUGUAAUGUUUGGAAACCUUAACUAUCAUUAUUUAAUCUUUGCGUCAGACCUGCAGAGUUUGGUUCCAACCAAAUUGGUUACAAGUUCUUUAGUUUACAUACACUGGAAGAAUAUAUAUUUCUAUUUGGGGUUCCACAUUUCCAAACCUUCCACAUGAAGGCUGGAAAGGGGUUUUAAAAAUGUAAGAACAUCCUUAGCUUACCUUACUCCAAUUCUUUUGGCAUUUCAUCCCCUUAAUAGUUCAUAUCUGGAGGUUCAUUCAAACUUUCUAG